This is a messenger RNA of Solanum dulcamara, 645 nucleotides long. RefSeq lists its product as uncharacterized. The record is from RefSeq and is a predicted model, not a curated record. Lineage: Eukaryota; Viridiplantae; Streptophyta; Magnoliopsida; Solanales; Solanaceae. The transcript is spliced from 2 exons. Bases 1 to 645 code for a protein of 214 amino acids.
AUGCCUCCAAGAAGAGCACCUAUGCAAAGAGGGAUCAAUGCUAAUGAGGACCAAGAAUCUCCAUUCCCUCAAGGAAAUGGUCCCCUACCCGACCAAGUGACUAAUGCAGAGUUCGAGACUCCUAUCACUAUGCUAGCCCAUGUGCUGGACAAUCAAGGGGUUGAGGCCCCUCAUAAUGCUCCUACUCUAUCCUCUAGAGUGAGGGACUUUUCAAGAAUGAAUCCUCCCAAAUUCCAUGGUUUAAAAGUUGAUGACGAUCCUCAAGAAUUCAUUGACGAGGUGUAUAAGCUAGUGAGUAUUAUGAGGGUGACUUUGGAAGAGAAAGCAGAGUUGACAACCUACCAACUCAAGAAUGUUUCUCAAGUUUGGAUCGGUGGUAGUGGCUGUUCUCAACAAGGCCAAGGUUUAGGGAAAAAGUUUGUUAAGGAUAGGGUGACAUACCCUAAGGUUCAAGGAGAAGGUGUGGAUGCUAGUAGCCCUUCAUUUCCUAAGUGUGCAAAGUGUGGAAACAAUCAUAGAGGGAACUACUUGAUGGGGAUGGGUGCUUGUUAUAGAUAUGGCAAGAUGGGCCAUAAGCAAUCCAAGUGUCCUCAUGUUGCUAAAAAAGGUGUAGAAGGUCUUCCUCAAGGAGGCCAAGUGAAAUAA